Molecule: messenger RNA, 2149 nt
Organism: Benincasa hispida (wax gourd)
Lineage: Eukaryota; Viridiplantae; Streptophyta; Magnoliopsida; Cucurbitales; Cucurbitaceae
Product: heavy metal-associated isoprenylated plant protein 32-like
Molecular function (GO): metal ion binding
Source: RefSeq, a predicted model, not a curated record
GUAGAAAAUAUAUAUAUUGUUUGUAAAAAGCAAUAAAUAUUGAAUAAAUAAAUAAAGCCCCAAAAGAAGAUAGACUGAUAGAGUAAGCCUUUGGACAACCUCUCUCCUUCUUCCAUUUCUCUCUCUCUCUGGUUUUUUUCUCAAGCAUUUGAUGACUGUGGUCCUCAAACAAGAUCCACAACCAUUCAUUCCUCUCUUUUCUCCUCCAUUAUUAUCACUCUGUACUCUCCUCUGUUUCUUCCUUCUGAGACCAAGCAAUGAGUAAAGAAGAGUUCUUAAAGAUCCAGAAAUGUGUUCUUAAAGUGAAUAUACACUGUGAUGGGUGUAAGCAGAAGGUUAAGAAAAUCUUGCAGAAAAUUGAUGGGGUUUUCACUACGGAAAUAGAUGCAGAGCUAGGGAAGGUAACAGUUUCUGGAAAUGUAGACGCGGCUACUCUGAUUAAAAAACUCUCGAAAUCAGGGAAAUAUGCAGAGCUUUGGGGAGCUCCGAAGGUUAAUCCCAACAAUAACAAUGGCGGCCAACAAAACCAUCUCGCGAAUCAGAUGAAAAAUUUGCAGAUUGAGAAUGGUAAAAGUGGGAGUAAUAACAAACAGGGGCCUCCAAAGGGUGGGAACAAUCAGCCGAAAUCGGGCGGCGGUGGCGGCGGCGGCGGCGGAGGUGGAGGUGGUGGUGGGGGUGGGCCACCGCAGAUUCUGCCGCAGCAGCUUCAACAGCUGCAGCAAUUGCAGCAGCAGAUGAAUGGGUUUCCGUUUCAAGAUCCGAAGAUGUUGCCACCGCAGUUGAAGGGUGUGAAAAUGCCGCCGUUUAAAGAUCCGAUUCCGGCAAAUCAGAAGGCAGUGAAGUUCGAUUUGCCGGAGGAUGGUGAUCUGACUGAUGACGAUGAUUUGGAUGAUGAGUUAUUUGAUGAUGACGAGUUUGAUGAUGAUGAACUUGAAGAUGAUUUGGAUGAUAUUCCUCUUCCUCCGAGUAAAAUGAAGACGGUCAUGGGUGGUGUCGGCGCUGGCGUCGUUGCCGGAGGUGGCGGAGGCGGAGGCGGAGGCGGUGGAGGUCAGAUGCCAAACAUGACGAUGAUAAAUGGGAAUAUUAAUAUGCAGCAACUAAUUAAUGCUCAGAAGGCUGCUGCCAAUGCAGCAGAUAAGAAGGGCGGCGGUGGCGGAGCUAUGCCAAUGCCAAUGCCCGUGAAUGGAAUGGGCGGUGGAAACGACGGUAAAGGCGGAAAUGGAGGGAAAAAAGGUAGUGCCGGCGGUGGCGUGGUGGGGAGGCGGCGGUGCUGGCAAAAAUGUGGGGGAAAAACGGUGAAGCCAGAAUGGUAAUAACAAUGGUGGGUCUCAAAAGAACGGCGGCAAUAGUGGCGGCGGCGGCGGUCCUAUUAAUAAUGGCAACGGCGGAAAAAAGGCCGGUGGUGAAAUUGCUCACGUAAUGAACGGUGGUGGUCCCCAUGGUUUUCCGGGCAUGGGUGGUCCUCACGGGUUGUCAGCAGGAGGAAUGGCCGCCGGGGUGCUGGCGGCCGGCCGAUGAACAUGAACGUGCCAAUGGCACAAAUGGGGAACAUGCAAAUGAGUCAAAUGGGUUCCAUUCCGGCCGUCCAAGGCCUCCCGGCGGCCGCCAUGAACGGCGGCGGACCCGGCAGCCGUAUUUUCAAGGAGCUCCCGGACCAGCGGAGGCAAUGGGCGGCAACCCAUACCAACAGCAACAGCAAUAUAUGGCAGCAAUGAAUCACCAACGCGCCGCCAUGGCAAACCAAGCAAUGAUGUACGCGCGGCCACCACCCGCCGUGAACUACCUGCCACCGUACCCAUACCCGUAUCACCAGCCGCCACCGGCCGGCGACAAUUACACCCACUUUUUCAGCGAUGAAAACACUGCAAGUUGCAAUGUAAUGUGAAAAAAGAAAAGGAAAAAAGGAAAAAAAAAAAACUCAGCCAGAAUUUGAAGAGCUUUGCCACCAUAAUUAGAGCUCUAAUAUUAUGGUGAUGAAAUUCUGGUUUCUGGUUUUCAUGACAGAUUAAAAAUGUUCAGUUUAUAGUUUUCAUCAGGAGAGCUUAAAAAAAGAAAAAAAAUUAGAAGUUUGAUGAUGUUGUUAUCAUAAUAUACUUGGGAAUGGUUUUUAAUUUUCAGUAAAAUCUCUCCAAUUAAUCUGUUCUUUCUU